Messenger RNA from Hansenula ciferrii, 585 nucleotides. RefSeq names its product ATP-dependent RNA helicase. Lineage: Eukaryota; Fungi; Ascomycota; Saccharomycetes; Phaffomycetales; Wickerhamomycetaceae. Bases 1 to 585 code for a protein of 194 amino acids. The transcript has a single exon. The record is from RefSeq and is a predicted model, not a curated record.
AUGGGAUUGAAAUCCUUUUUCAGCUUGAAACGAAGCUUCAAGAUUUCUACACUACCAAUUCCUGUUGCUGAAAGUUCCAAUGAUGUUGACUCUUUCGAGAUUUCAAUCGAGAAAGAUGGCCAUGCUUCUUUAAGAAGUUUCAUGAGAAAAUCCACCAUCAAAUUCAACACUUUGAAGAAUCCUUUUAAAGGUAAGAAACAGGUUAAAGAUCCAUUAGAGUCAAGCCCACCACUCUCAAGCCCAACCAUCUCCUGCCCACCACUCUCAAGCUCACUAAUUUCAAGUCCACCAAUCUCAACACCACUUAACUCACCAAACACACCAAAUUUUGAAGUUGAAGAUGAAGGUGAAGUUGAAGACGAACGUGGUGAUGGUGCAGAUGAACAUGUCCUGGGUGAUGGUGCAAAUGGAGAUGACCAUGACAAUGGUGUAGAUGGAGAUAACCAUGGAGAUGGUGCAGAUGACCAUGGAGAUGGUGAAGGUGGUGAAGAACAGGGUGAAGGUGGUGAUGAGCAGGGUGAUGACGAAGAUGGUCAUGAUGAAAAUAAUAACGAUGGAAAUGAAUUUUUAGGGGGUUGCCCAUAA